GAUGCAUAUGAUAUAAAGCCGGUUCUGUUUGUGUUGGGUUAAGAAGCCUGAGAAUGAUUAGUUUUGUGGUAUUCGCUGUUGUCUUUUUCGGAGCUUUUGUUUCAACUACCGGCAUACAUAUCGAAGCUACCCCCUCCAGUAUAGUUCUAGGAGUAACACGUCAUCUCGAUGUGAAAUGUGUGACAACACGAGAAAGAAACUCUACCAUGGAGACCCUCAUCUCUUUAAUCAUCUCCAGAUCAACAAACCCACCAAACACGACUUUCAAAGAACUGGCGUCAUUGACUAUGUCUACUCCAGUAGUUCAGAUAACGGAUGUAUCGGAAAUUAAUCUAACAGCGACAGGAAAUAUUGACAACAAUGGCGAAUCAUAUAUCAGUCUAGUUUGGGAAUACCCGGACGCAACAAAAUCUGGUGUGUACAAAUGUGAAGCACGCGGCAUAGACCACCUAGGACAUAAUGUGUACGCACAAUCCACAACUUUGGUGUCCUCCACACAUCCUGAUGUUGACACUUUAUCCGGACAAAUCAAGACACUGACAUCUUUAAUUGAACAGCUGACAGAAGAUGGAAAACAACAAAAGAAACGGUUGGACUCAUGGAGCCGAAGAUUAGAGGUUGCUCGACAAAAUAUGUUUACAAUUUCUCCAAUAUUCAAUGGUAGGCGGUAUUUGUUGUCUAGAAAACACAGCUCAUUAACGCUUGAUGAUGCAGCUGCUGAAUGUAAUUUGUUUGGUGGGUACGUGGCUGAAAUAGAUUCUGAUGCGGAACACAAGUUUAUCAUAGAACAUCUGCUGGCUACCGAGCAUUACUUGUGUGUAGCGAUAGGAGCGAAAUUCGAUGUCAAUGAAAACAUUUGGAUCAACACACACAGCAACACAACAGUUACUUAUUUUAACUGGCUUCCUGGGAAACCUGAUCGUGUACCGUUUGCAGACUGUUUGUGUUUGCUUCCUCCUGCUUGGUUUAUGCAUGAAAUGCAAUGUUCUUUUUCUGGCACCGACUAUUCGAUUGGCUACAUCUGCGAAGUGCCAGAAGAGGAUUAUGCGAUUUAAAUCCAAUUUAAAAUCAGGAAGGAUAAUUAACAUAAACAUAAAACUGAU
Messenger RNA from Physella acuta, 1103 nucleotides. RefSeq lists its product as uncharacterized. The record is from RefSeq and is a predicted model, not a curated record. Lineage: Eukaryota; Metazoa; Mollusca; Gastropoda; Physidae.